Lynx canadensis (Canada lynx) is the source of this 3285-nucleotide messenger RNA. RefSeq names its product tetratricopeptide repeat domain 7B (gene TTC7B). Lineage: Eukaryota; Metazoa; Chordata; Mammalia; Carnivora; Felidae. Gene Ontology annotation, cellular component: plasma membrane. The record is from RefSeq and is a predicted model, not a curated record. Gene Ontology annotation, biological process: protein localization to plasma membrane; phosphatidylinositol phosphate biosynthetic process. Gene Ontology annotation, molecular function: protein binding.
CCCGGCCAGGCCGCGAUGGCGACCAGGAAGGCGGGCUCGCGGCUGGAGACGGAGAUCGAGCGCUGCCGCUCCGAGUGCCAGUGGGAGCGGAUCCCCGAGCUCGUCAAGCAGCUGUCGGCCAAGCUCAUCGCCAACGAUGACAUGGCAGAGCUCCUCCUCGGGGAGUCGAAGCUGGAGCAGUACCUGAAGGAACACCCCCUACGGCAGGGGGCCAGUCCCCGAGGCCCCAGGCCCCAGCUGACCGAGGUCCGCAAGCAUCUGACCGCCGCCCUGGACCGGGGGAACCUGAAGUCAGAGUUCCUACAAGAAUCCAGUCUGAUCAUGGCCAAGUUGAAUUACGUGGAAGGAGAUUAUAAGGAGGCUCUCAACAUCUAUGCCCGGGGGGGCCUCGAUGAUCUGCCGCUGACCGCCGUCCCUCCGUACAGGCUGCGCCUGAUUGCGGAAGCCUACGCUACCAAAGGACUUUGUUUAGAGAAGUUGCCUGUUUCCUCUUCUACCAGUAACCUCCACGUGGACCGGGAACAGGAUGUCAUCACCUGCUAUGAGAAAGCAGGCGACAUUGCACUCCUGUACCUCCAAGAGAUAGAGAGGGUAAUACUUACCAAUAUUCAAAACAGAAGCCCUAAGCCUGGCCCUGCUCCCCACGAUCAAGAACUAGGUUUUUUCCUAGAAACAGGACUUCAGAGAGCCCAUGUCCUCUAUUUCAAAAAUGGGAACUUGACAAGAGGAGUCGGGAGAUUUAGAGAGAUCCUCAGAGCAGUAGAAACAAGAACAACUCAAAACCUGCGAAUGACAAUAGCCAGGCAGUUGGCGGAGAUCUUGUUGCGGGGUAUGUGUGAACAGAGCUACUGGAACCCCCUGGAGGAUCCACCCUGCCAGUCACCUCUGGACGAUCCUCUCCGGAAAGGAGCAAACACCAAAACCUACACCCUGCCUCGGAAAGCCCGCGUCUACUCAGGAGAGAACAUUUUUUGUCCUCAAGAAAAUACUGAAGAAGCCCUGUUGUUACUGCUGAUCAGUGAAUCAAUGGCCAACCGGGACGCUGUGCUGAGCCGGAUACCCGAGCACAAGAGUGACCGCCUCAUCAGCUUGCAGAGCGCAUCUGUGGUCUAUGAUUUGCUGACCAUUGCCCUUGGGAGGAGAGGCCAGUACGAGAUGCUGUCAGAGUGCCUGGAAAGAGCCAUGAAGUUUGCCUUUGAGGAGUUCCAGCUGUGGUACCAGUUUGCUCUGUCCCUCAUGGCCGCCGGAAAAUCUGCUCGUGCCGUGAAGGUGCUGAAAGAGUGUAUCCGUCUGAAGCCCGACGACGCCACCAUCCCACUCCUCGCCGCGAAGCUGUGCGUGGGCUCCCUUCACUGGUUGGAAGAGGCCGAGAAGUUUGCCAAAACCGUCGUUGAUGCGGGAGAGAAAACGUCAGAGUUCAAGGCCAAAGGCUACUUAGCUCUGGGGCUCACGUACAGUCUGCAGGCCACUGAUGCUUCUUUGCGAGGGAUGCAGGAGGUCCUACAGAGAAAGGCGCUUCUUGCAUUUCAGAGGGCCCACAGCCUGUCACCUACAGAUCACCAAGCAGCUUUCUACCUGGCUCUGCAGCUUGCCAUCUCCAGACAGAUACCAGAGGCUCUGGGGUACGUCCGCCAAGCUCUUCAACUUCAAGGCGAUGAUGCCAACUCCCUGCACCUUCUUGCCCUCUUACUGUCUGCACAAAAGCAUUACCACGAUGCUCUGAAUAUCAUUGACAUGGCCCUGAGUGAAUAUCCAGAAAAUUUUAUACUACUGUUUUCCAAAGUGAAGGUGGAGUCACUGUGCCGGGGCCCGGAUGAGGCGCUCCUCACCUGUAAGCACAUGUUGCAGAUAUGGAAAUCCUGCUACAACCUAACCAACCCCAGUGAUUCUGGACGUGGGAGCAGCCUCUUAGAUAGAACCAUUGCUGACAGACGACAGCUUAACACAAUUACUUUGCCAGACUUCAGCGAUCCCGAGACAGGCUCUGUCCACGCCACGUCAGUAGCAGCCUCAAGAGUGGAACAGGCACUGUCGGAAGUGGCCUCUUCUCUGCAGAGCAGCGCCCCCAAGCAGGGCCCACUACACCCCUGGAUGACGCUGGCGCAGAUCUGGCUCCAUGCAGCUGAAGUCUACAUUGGCAUUGGGAAGCCCGCAGAAGCCACGGCCUGUACUCAGGAAGCCGCCAACCUCUUCCCGAUGUCCCACAACGUCCUGUACAUGCGUGGCCAGGUUGCCGAGCUCCGGGGAAACCUCGACGAGGCCCGGCGGUGGUAUGAAGAAGCCUUAUCCAUCAGUCCCACGCACGUGAAGAGCAUGCAGCGACUGGCCCUGAUUCUUCAUCAGCUGGGCCGCUACAGUCUGGCAGAGAAAAUCCUCCGGGAAGCGGUGCAGGUGAACUCAACGGCCCACGAGGUCUGGAACGGGCUGGGCGAGGUCCUUCAAGCUCAGGGCAAUGACGCGGCGGCCACCGAGUGCUUCCUGACAGCCCUGGAGCUGGAGGCCAGCAGCCCCGCCGUGCCCUUCACCAUCAUCCCCCGGGUGCUCUGAGCAGGCCCCUGCCAGCCUCACUGCCGCUCGGGCCCAGGAGGCCCCACCCAGGGCGCCCCGCGCCGAGGCCGUGGCUGAACAUGCGAUUGACCACAGUGAACUCACCAAACAAUCCCGGAUCGUCGCUCUCCCCACGUGCAUUUCUGUUGUUGUUUUGGCCAGCCCAAUGAUAGUUUCCAAGCCCACCGACAUUGUUCAAAAUGGAUUAUGUGCCAUAUUUUGUUAGCUGACAUCCAAGUUUUAAGUAAAACAAUAAUGGAAUGAAUCAGCCAAUGUAGAAGAAUAUAUUCAAAGUUAAAGUUCACUGGCAGAGCAGAUUAUUUUUAUCAGAGCUGUAAAGGAAACUCUCCUCCCCGUCACCACUCCUCCCCCAACCUCGGCCGGGAAACCAAAUGUGAAUUUUCUGGUUCCCACCUCAGUCCUAGUCCAAGCCAGGACACCAGCUGACAGUUUCUCGAUUUUGUUGUCAGUAACUGUACCAUGUGAUGAAUUCCUCUCCUCACUUAGAACAAAGCCUGAGUCCGAGAAUAUUUAUAUUUCACCAAUAUAUGCCUGUUACAAGAGAAGGGAAUAGGAGCUAUUUAAGUUUAACUUUUUUAUGUGAAUUCAGAGUUUAUUUAUCGAUGGAAAUAUGUACAAAGAAGCUUCAAAUGGAAUAUUUACCGACAUUCCUUAUACAUGACAGACACUUGGCUAAAUGGGAAGAUGAUGUUAAUAAUAAAAUGAUUUUUAAAUGGA